GCUUUGCCUCUUCAGGCUGGCAACUACUUCCCAGCAUUUUCCCAUCACCAAACUUCCUCCUCCUGCUGCCGCUGCUGUCGUUGUGUGGGGCUCCCUGUGCCAGCAUCCCUGACGCAGCUGGUCCAUCCUGACGGCUCCGGCCACGCGCCCCAUUCCUGGCAGUGCCCGAAUGGAGAGCGGCGUGCCGGAUCGGUGUGCCGGAGCCGUGCAGGGAUCUGUUGCUAAGCAGCCUUUGGAGCAGCUCUGCCGCGGCGAGAGGAGAGAUGGCAACACCAUCACUGCAUUUCAUAGCACUGGGUAGUCUUGGGGUGCACUUGGGCAUCACCUGGAUGGAGACCCCCGGCUCCAGCAGCCACGGCCUGCCUGGAAGCACCAGGAUACCUCCAUCAGCAUCGCUGCUGUCUGGGAGCAAAGGGAUUGACCUCCCCGGUGUGCUGAGGCUGAUCGGUGCAGCACCGGUGUCCCCGUGUCCCCUCGGCAGCCGGUGAUGACCGACGCGGUGGUGGGAGGCAGCUCUGACCGGUGGAUGUGCCCCAGUGACAGGACCAUGUCUCUCCGGGCCAGCAGCGAGAAGGAGCAGGUCCCCGCUGGCUGGACAGCGCGGGGUGGCCAACCCGACCGGCAGCGCAAGAGCGUGGAGCUGACAGAUGAGGAGAAGGAGAUCAUCAACCGAGUCAUUGCCCGGGCUGAGAAGAUGGAGGAGAUGGAGCAGGAGCGCAUCGGGCGACUCAUGACCCGGCUGGAGGACAUGCGCCGGAGCGUGCUGGGGGACGGGGUGAACCGCUGCAUCCUCUGCGGGGAGCAGCUGGGCCCACGGGGAUCUGCCUGCGUUGUGUGCGAGGACUGCAAGAAGAAUGUCUGCACCAAGUGCGGGGUGCAGACCACCAACAGCCGGCCCCACGCUAUCUGGCUCUGCAAGAUCUGCUCCGAGCAGCGGGAGGUAUGGAAGCGCUCCGGUGCCUGGUUCUUCAAGGGUUUGCCCAAGCAAGUCCUGCCCCAGCCGAUGCCCAUCAGCAAGAACAAGGGACCCCAAGCCCCGAGUGAACCCAGCCCAUCGGAGCCACCCACCCAGGACCAGAAACCCCCCUCCCGUGCACCCACCCGAGGCCAGGCGGACGCCAGGCCCGCAGCCGAGCAGGACUCCGAUGGCAGUGAUGUGACGGCGGCUGCCCGGGGGAGCUAUGCGGUGCCCGGCCGCAAGGCAGCCGAGGGCAGGCAGGGCCCGUGCGGCAGCGAGAGCACCAGCGGGGACACCGAGAGCCGCGACUACGCUGCCGAGAGCGGGGUCAGCAGGAGCCCUGGUGUGAAGAGGACCAACUCCAUGCAAGCCCCACGGCCACCUCCACCAGCCACUGCCAGCCCCGCUCCUGGUCCAGGUCCAGCAGCGCCCUCAGCGCCGCCGGCAGCAGGAAGACCCAGUCCCGGGGCAGCUGGCCGGUUCCCGGAGAGACAAGCGAGCCCACCGCUGGGACCCCCGGAGAUGGCCCGGGCUGCCGCAAGGGAGGAGCGAGGAGGGGGCUACACCAUGCCCUCUGCCAGGGAGGAGAGGCCGGCACGGCAGCCGUCAGCUAUCCCACCGGCAUCCACCAUCCCACCGGCAUCCAGCAUCCCGCCGGCAUCCGCUGCCCCACAGCGGCAGCCGCCCCAGGAGGAAGAGGAGGAGGAUGCCAACAGCUACGACUCUGAUGAAGGCACUACGCUGGGAGCACUGGAAUUCAGCCUGCUCUACGACCAGGAGAACAGCUCCCUGCACUGCACCCUCAUCAAGGCCAAAGGCUUAAAACCAAUGGACUCAAAUGGCCUGGCAGAUCCCUAUGUCAAACUGCACCUCUUGCCUGGAGCCAGCAAGUCAAAUAAGCUGAGGACGAAGACUCUGCGCAACACCCGUAACCCCGUGUGGAACGAGACCCUGGUGUACCACGGCAUCACGGAUGAGGACAUGCAAAGGAAAACCCUCAGGAUCUCCGUGUGUGACGAAGACAAAUUUGGCCACAAUGAGUUUAUUGGAGAAACUCGAGUUUCCUUGAAAAAGAUCAAAGCCAAUCAGAAAAAGAACUUCAACAUCUGCUUGGAGAGAGUAAUACCGAUGAAGCGUGCUGGAACAACCGGCUCAUCCCGUGGGAUGGCACUGUAUGAAGAGGAGGUAGAUCGUGGUGGGGAUAUAGAGGAGCGUGGCAAGAUCCUCGUGUCCCUCAUGUACAGCACCCAGCAGGGUGGUUUGAUUGUCGGCAUCGUCCGCUGCGUGCACUUGGCAGCUAUGGAUGCCAACGGAUACUCGGACCCCUUCGUUAAACUUUGGCUGAAACCUGACAUGGGAAAAAAGGCCAAGCACAAGACACAGAUCAAGAAGAAAACAUUGAAUCCUGAGUUUAAUGAGGAGUUCUUCUAUGAUAUCAAACACAGCGAUCUGGCCAAGAAAUCACUGGACAUUUCUGUCUGGGAUUACGACAUCGGGAAAUCGAAUGAUUACAUCGGCGGCUGUCAGCUCGGCAUCACGGCUAAGGGCGAGCGCUUGAAACACUGGUAUGAAUGCUUGAAGAACAAGGACAAGAAGAUCGAACGCUGGCACACCCUCCAAAAUGAGAACCACGUUGCCAGUGAUUAAAGGGAGCUGCUGCCCGAACCUCCCCAAAUGGCCCAUCCUCUGCCAAGCCCCUGUAGAUCUCUGAUGUCCGUCUUCCAGCGCAGUCAUGCCUUGCUACACACCUCUGGUCCCGGGGCAGCGAUGCUCUUCUGCCUCCUCCAAGCAUCCCCUGUGCCCUGUCCUCACUUCCACCUAAAAACUAACCCAGAUCUUUUAUAUUCUCUUCCUCUUUUAUUUUGGGAGGGGGGAGGGUGGGUGCCACUGAAAUACCCCGUUGUGUAAUUUUGUCAAGCAAUAGUUAUCCUCUGACUGUUCCUCUUCCUCACUAGUCUCACGCACGCUGUGGUAGCAUCCCUGUUGUGUGUGUGAUGCUCCAUGUUCCUCCAGCCCAUCACCUCUGGCUCGUGGCUCCUCCAUCUCCCAGUGGGAUGCACUUGGCUGGUGUCAGAGGGGUUGAGCGCUGGUGUGGGAGCAUCAGCCCAUUCUGCUUGUGUGAUAUCAAUACCUCAGUUGCAAUAAUGAAAAAGCUCUUUGGCUUUGGUGUGGGUCGUAACCGUAGCCUGGUAUCUGUGUUGUCGUGAUUAGGCUAAAGCCUGUGUCACUGAUGUAAUCCUGCGAGUCCCGCUUGAGCUUUAGUUCUGAUUUGGCACACUUGAGCAAUAUCGUGGUACAUCCUUUGCUGAGAAGAUCCACCAAUAAUGAUGAGAAAUAGGGAGCCACUCUGUGCUCUCAGGGAAACAGAGAUUUGGGUUGGUUCGUGUUCAUUUCCAACCACCAUGCAUGGCUCCAUUGAUGUAGGAGCCCACCCCUCUUUCAAGCUUGUGACUACCUCCUCUUCACAUCCUAGCACAUAGUACCGACUAGCUGAGCCCCUGGGCCUUCCUUGGACCACCCUCUCUGCUGCCCACUGUUUGCCCUACCACAUGCAGGAGGGAAGCCGAGGGAGAUGACACUUCCCGCCAGUUAGCUGAUGUGUGCAGGGAUGAUUGCUUUGAAAUACCACCAAUACUGAAAUUAGCUGGAACAGGGAGAGGUCUCCCAAACUUUGGGGUUUGUUAUUAGUUUGUUUGCUUAUUUUCUUCUGAAAUCUGCACAAGAACCGUUGUCUUCAACCUGCUCUUCAUGAUCCUCUGGAGGUGUUUGAUCUGUUCUCGAUAGCAGGAGCAUCGGGAUGUGCUCAGACUGAUGCUGACCAGGUUUGGCCCCACUCGCUGUCUCUGGACAACCUCAAGCCUAGCAAUGUUGAUAGUAGCACAAUAAGCACUACUGGAACAUAGUGUUGGUCAGCUACACGCUGCGCACGUUGUAUGGAACCUGAGCCCCAGCCCCUUGGUUCGUGCUCUUCUCCCAUGACUUCCAUUGCAACCGCUGCUGCAGUCAGCUGGCAUGUGGCCUGUCCUCAGUUCAGCUGUGCUGCAGAGCUCUUUCUUUUGAAUUGGAUGAGUUAUUUUCCUAUUCUUGAUAUUAUUUAAAUGAUUUUUCCCUCCACCUUCCCCCAACGGAAUUUGCUGAGUGCUGACCUGCAGUGAGCAUCUCUGCAGGGCUGGGAUGCUGCAGUUGGUGGGGCUAUGUGCCGAGCAAUGCUAACACCUGCAUGCAAAGCACUGCUGCAGAGUAGCCCUUCCCCAGGCCAGCUCCAGGCUUGCUCCUCCAAGGAAGUCUGCUUCCCCCCUAGCCCCAGCUCUCCACCCUUGGACCAUGCAUGGGGAAAACAAACCUCAACCAGCAUGUGCAUCCUCUGCUCCGCUCAGACUGAGCUGGGAUAAGCUCUUCCAUCACCCCGGGCUCCAUCCUGUGGCUGCUUGGGUCAUGAUGCUCAGAGACGUGUGAUGGGAGAGGACACUGAAACUAUGCCUCUUCCUUUUGUGCAGUUCUCCGUUCUGCAGCAGUAAGUGCAACGUCCCAGGGUCCCUGAGCCACGCUGGCCUUGGUGCAGGCUAUGUUGAGGAUUCAGGUGGAAACAACCCCAUUCUUUUGGACUGUUUCUCUCUGUGCCCUAUGCAGCCGUGCCUGAACCCUUGCUCCACUGGGAAGUGAUGGUUUGGCUGCAGGAUGCUGUUGUCAUCCCUUUUACAAUGGCCAAAACCUGCCUCUAGCUCCCAGAGCAGCAGUUGGGCUCAGAGGUGUGCUGGGAACGUGGGCCUGGGGCUGAAAUUAGCUUUUAAAUGGAAAAAAAACCCCAAAAUCCAAGCAAUUCCUUGAUUUAUUCCAGACCUGCAGCAGCCCAGCCUCCUUUUUGUGUGUGGGACGUUUAAAUUAAGGUUGCCUUUACCCAUGUCCUUCUGUCAUUCCUACACAGCCUCUUUUCCCUUCAGACAAAUGAUAUUCAAAGCAUCUCUUUGCACCCAUAAACAUCAACUGCAACUUGCCAAUUCCCCCAUUGGUACUGAGCAAACCCCAGUCCUCUGUCUCUGCCACCCUCUUCUCUGUUUUUCUGAUGGGAAUUCCUGCCCUGAAUGACUUCUUUUUGUUGUAAAUAAAGCAUGCACAUAUGGAUUGGGAAUGGUGGAAACAAGAACAAAAAGCCUCUUCUGCUGUUUGCAUUCAAACUUGCAUGCAGUGAUUUUACAGCAAAGUAUCAGUUUACAACUAUUAAGAGAAAAAGAAGAUGUUACACAGGAACUAGAGCUACUCCAGUCUUCCGCUGCAUGCAGCACAACAUCCUCUCUUGAUGUGGUAUCUAAUAAAGUGAGACUAUUGGAAAAGGAAAAUAUCAAACCAUCCCGUGA
This is a messenger RNA of Strigops habroptila (Kakapo), 5313 nucleotides long. RefSeq names its product rabphilin 3A (gene RPH3A). The record is from RefSeq and is a predicted model, not a curated record. Gene Ontology annotation, cellular component: membrane. Gene Ontology annotation, molecular function: small GTPase binding. The transcript is spliced from 21 exons. The coding region runs from base 488 to 2605 and encodes 705 amino acids. NCBI's taxonomy places the organism in Eukaryota, Metazoa, Chordata, Aves, Psittaciformes, Psittacidae. Gene Ontology annotation, biological process: intracellular protein transport.